Lasiosphaeria miniovina is the source of this 441-nucleotide messenger RNA. RefSeq lists its product as uncharacterized. Bases 1 to 441 code for a protein of 146 amino acids. The transcript has a single exon. The record is from RefSeq and is a predicted model, not a curated record. Lineage: Eukaryota; Fungi; Ascomycota; Sordariomycetes; Sordariales; Lasiosphaeriaceae.
AUGCUCCUAGUCCGCGCUCUUCAGUACGAGCGUGCCCAAAUCGAAAUUGCGGUGGAGGAAGCCAUUUCUCUGGACGAGGAGGCUGCCUCCCUUCAAGCCGCGGCGGCCGCAGAGUUCGCUGAGCGGAGCGCUGCUCUCGCUGCGGAAUUUGCCGCGAAAACUGCUGCUGCUGCCGAGAAAGGCAGGAUUGCGACUGCCCGUCGCCGCCGCGCUCAGCGUCAACGCGUUGCCUUUCAGGCCAAAAUUUCGAAGAUCGUGGCCCACGAGGACAUUGCCAUUGCGGAGCUGGAGGAGGAGGAGCGUAACGAAGAGGCGCGCCUUGCUCUCGAGGCCGCCCUGGUCGAUACUCCUGCUGCCGCCGACUGGGGGCAACCGGGGGUCGAUUACGAGUUCGACUUCCGGACCCCUGAGCCUCUGCCUGCUCCCUCCGCAAGUGGUUGA